Sander lucioperca (pikeperch) is the source of this 4094-nucleotide messenger RNA. Its product is annotated as ras-specific guanine nucleotide-releasing factor RalGPS1. Gene Ontology annotation, biological process: positive regulation of GTPase activity; Ras protein signal transduction. Gene Ontology annotation, cellular component: plasma membrane. The record is from RefSeq and is a predicted model, not a curated record. Gene Ontology annotation, molecular function: guanyl-nucleotide exchange factor activity. The coding region runs from base 403 to 2145 and encodes 580 amino acids. Lineage: Eukaryota; Metazoa; Chordata; Actinopteri; Perciformes; Percidae. The transcript is spliced from 20 exons.
UGUCAACAUAAGUGCGCCUACCUGUCACUUCCUGCUGUCGGGAUUUAUUCAUUUUCACUUUUAUGUUGCGACUAGAGAUAAUUUGGUUCGUCACAGCCAUGUUUGUAUGAUUCCGUCUAAUGUAUCCCGCACGGUUUGUGGACCCUGCGGACCAAACGUUGCGACCUUGGCUUCAUGUUCGACUCAAAGGAGGAGUACCCCCCCCGGACACUGCUGUGGUUUAAUCAACUCGACUCGGCUCGUGUUAAUGUGGACGCAGACUGUCGCUUGUUUGAAUAAAGCAGCAGCAGCAGCAGCGGCAGCGGCAGCGGCAGGGACGGUAUCUGGCAGAGAGGCAUGGAUGAGAGGUUAUGUGCUCCUCUGGUGCCCUAACCUGUGCAUCCCAGCAGUCCCUCUGUGAGCAUGUAUCGCAGGAACGGGCUUUCAGAUGGCACCAGCAUCAAUUCAUUCACAUCAGAGGCCAGCAGCAGCUCGGACUCUCUGGAGGAUCCUUGCGUUGACUACGCCAAGAGCUACGAUGCAGUCGUCUUUGAUGUGCUGAAGGUGACGCCUGAGGAGUUUGCUAGCCAAAUCACCCUGAUGGAUGCCCCAGUCUUCAAAGCGAUUCAUCCAGAGGAGCUAGCUAGCUGUGGAUGGAAUGGGAAAGAGAAACACAGAUUGGCACCCAACGUGGUCGCAUUCACACGCAGGUUCAACCAGGUGAGCUUUUGGUUGGUGAGAGAAAUCUUAACUGCCCAGACGCUGAAAAUCCGAGCAGAAAUACUGGGCCACUUUGUCAAAAUAGCAAAGAAACUAUUGGAGUUGAACAACCUUCACUCUCUGGUGUCAGUGGUGUCUGCUCUGCAGAGCGCUCCCAUCUUCAGACUCAGCAAAACCUGGGCGUUGAUCAGUCGGAAAGACAAGGCCACAUUUGAGAAGCUCAACUAUCUGACAUCCAAGGAAGAGAACUACACCCGCAUGAGAGAAUACAUCCGCUCCCUGAAGAUGGUGCCCAGCAUUCCUUACCUGGGGAUCUACCUGCUGGACAUGAUCUACAUCGACUCAGCCUAUCCUGCGUCAGACAGUAUUAUAGAGACAGAGCAGCGGACCAAUCAGAUGAACAACCUUCUCAGGGUCAUCUCCGACCUGCAGAUGUCCUGUAACUACGAUUACUUGGUGACCCUGCCACAUGUCCAGAAGUAUCUGUUGUCAGUUCGCUACAUAGAGGAACUCCAGAAGUUUGUAGAAGACGACAACUUCAAACUGUCUCUGAAGAUUGAACCUGGCAACAGUUCCCCUCGCACUGCUUCGUCUAAAGAAGACCUGGCAGGUCUGUCAGCGGUCUCUGCCUCUCUGAGGUAUAACCGACGGCCUACCUGUCCUGACGCCUCUGUGGGGGUCCAUAUCGCCACCCCCCCUCCCUCUCACCACAGGAAGAGCCACAGUCUGGGAAACAACAUGAUGUGUCAGUACGGCAUGUCCCAGAGCAGGAGUGCUACGUUUCCCAUUCAGAAAGCACGCCACCUGCUGGACGACAGCUUCUUAGAGUCUCACAGUCCGGUCCGGAACGAUCCACACAGUACUUCUGUGUCCAACGGCCUGUCAUUAGGCAGCAGUGAAAGCUCUUUGGGGGAGGAGCUGUCACCUGCAAUGGAGAGGGGCCGCAUGUACGCAACACUGGGCCCCAACUGGAGGGUCCCGCUUCGCAACUCCCCCCGGAGCCGCAGCUAUGUUUACAGCUCCUCUGCUGCCAACUCCUGCUAUGGAUGCAGUGAGGCCGGCAGUGUGGCUAUUGAAGGACCCCUGCGAAGGAAAACGCUGCUGAAGGAGGGACGGAAGCCCAAGUUAUCAUCGUGGAGCAGAUUUUGGAUCACUCUGUCUGGAUCGACACUGACAUUCUAUGGGGCCAAAGCACUGAGGGCCUCUGAGAGGAAACAUUAUAAGUCCAACCACUGCAAGAAGGUGUGUGUGACGGGAUGGAUGGUGGUGCUGCCAGAUGACCCAGCCAGACCCAACAUCUUCCAGCUCAAUGACCCAGACAAAGGCAAUGUUUACAAGUUCCAGACAGGAUCCAGGUUUUCAGCGAUCAUCUGGCACAAAAACCUAGAAGAGGCUUGUAGGAGCAGCAGACCCCAGAUGCCAGCAAACCUCAUGUCAUUUGAAUGAGAGCAGACCUUACACAGCGGGACAUUAUUGUGCCAAACCCAUUUGUUUGGGAUGUACAGACUAAAUAAUGGAACACAGUGGAAUGUGAUGGUAUCUACUGAAAUGGGAGAGUCAAGAAGCAUCUGGCACUGUAGAAGAAGCUCUGUAAUACUGGAUGUGUGACUUCAUAUGCCAACACACCUGCUUUCUUCUUCACUAAGACUACAUGUAAUGUCAACUCUGGGAAAAAUCCAGCCAAUGGAAGACUUUGGUGAGGUUGUCCCUUGUUACUGUCUCUAAGCAUCCUUGUUCUCUGUCAUUUGUUAUGUUGCUAAAAACAUGUGAGCAAGCACACUGUUUUUUUGGCCCGAGUUGGGUUUCUGUUUGGGUGAAGCGAUCAGUGCACAAAUGUGGACAACAGUGUCAGCUGACUGAUGCUGAUCUUGACUUUGCAGACCAGUGUUACACGGCCUUUAAAUGGAGCUCGCGUUUGUAACACAGGAAGUUAAAAAACACACCCCUGUUGUUCAAUCUGUGAAACUGCUAUGGCAAUGUUCUUCUGCAUUUCAACAUUAUACCAGAGUCAGAGUAGGCAACAACUUCAACGCACAUCCCAACUGGAAUCUGGAGCUGUGAGCAUGAAAAACAUCACCCUGUUUUAAAGUCUCAUUAUUUCCAUUAAAAAUCAGCACUGCAGCAAAAAGGACAGAAGAUGAGUCUUCAUCACCUUUAGCCCUGUGGCAUACAGCUGGACUGAAUUUGUUUCAAAAUAAGAGUAUUCAUAGGUGUACAAAAACAAUAUGGAAUCUUGAAGUUGGCUUUAAGAGCCAGAAUUGUGGUCAGAUGAAGAAGCAGCCCUGCGCCAGUUCACUUGUUUCCCCCUCGCUACCUCAGUUGGUAGUUCUCCUGUAAAAAGUGUUUGCUGAUGUACAUACCAACGUUUACAAAUAGCAACAAUUCAUAUUUUCUACAAAACUUAUCAAAAUUUGUCAAACCCCAUAGAAGUGGUACUGAACAAUGUGAUAAUUACAAUCAGUAAUGCAGAAGACAGCUGUUGUCCACACCAGGAUGCCAGGCAGCUGGUGGAGUCAAUUUAAAGCAAUUUACAAUGAAGUACCAAGCUUUCAACAAUCAUGUGUGUGUGUAAAUACUGUAUUUAUUUGUAAAAGAGUUUAUUUUUUUGACAGUCAUCAAAGGGAAGUGGUACGAUUAUUAUCUUUGAUUGACCAGCUGCUGACUGUUGGUGGGAUGCCAGCCUAAAACAUAGUUUGACUCAUGAUCUCCAACUGAAGGACAUUGGAAUAAGGUUAAAUAACAUGCUUCAAAAUCAAAAUGUUGAACUUAAAGGAUAAUUCUGCUUUAUUAACUUGGAUUCAUAGACUAUAAAAGAGGUGGACGUAGCCACGGUGUCACCAACCAUUGGUUUUGAAGCCUCAAGUUUAACAUUUUGGCCAUCGCCAUCUUGGUUUUUUGGAGCCAGAAGACCAUAUUUGGAUGGGAGGGUGGAGCUGUUACAGACCUACAUUCUGCUUCAGCUUUUACCCAUCAUACUUUCCGUAGUUGUGUGCACACAGUUUUCUUAUGCAAUAAGGAAUUAUUAACAUUUAAGGUGCGCUCACUUUUAGUCUUAUCUCCAAAUAAAGUGGUUUAAUCAUCUGGACAAACUGUCGGUUGGUUUCGACCUGUCUGAUUGUCUGAUGUUCCCAGACCAAAAGCUAUGAGAAAAGAUCCAAGUUUUAAUAAACUGUAUUACUGAAUAAUCCUUUAAGAGUAGAACCCAUGGUAACUGUCAGUCAUUUAUUUAUGAUUAUCAAAUGCAACGGUGGCAAAAAUAUUGAAAAACAGUAAUGAAAGCAUAUACUUGUCAAGUGUAAUCACAUUGUUAAGAAUCUGAUAAAUUGAAAUGUUCUUUGUCUUGUUUUUUAGAACUCGUUCACUUAUUGUCCUUGACUAAAACAAAGUGUGGACUA